UUAUUCGAAUUCCGUGUCUAUUAUUGCAAAAAAGGGGAAAGGUCAAGCUUCAUGUUUGAUGAACAAACACAAAGCACCUACUGCGGUCUUUUUGAGUGACUUUAUCGUCAAAGGGGAAGUUCUAUUGACAAUAUUAUAUUUCGACAACAAAACGGUCCGUUUCAGACACGAGUUCUUGUAAAAAUAGUUGUUUGGAUCAGCUCUGGGACUACAGUAAAUCUGAAAACAUGGAGUUAAGGAUGUUUCUUCUGUCUUUCGCUGGUCUUUCCAUUUGGCAUCUUCCGAGGAUAUGCAAAGCAUGUAACCCGGAUCAAAUCGAAUUCAGUGGAUCUCGCUAUAUCUUCUGUCAGAAUGCACUAGACUUCUACUCCGCUCAAUCCUCGUGCGAGAACCUUGGCAUGCAUGUGGUCAACAUCGAAUCGCAGGAAGAACAAAAUUUUUUGGUCGAGACGAUCGAAGACGGCGAUGACCCUGAUAGGGAUUACUGGAUAGGUUUAUCUGCAGUGACUUGGCUCGAUGGGACACGUCUUACCUACGACAAUUUUGGUUCGGGAUCAAGGGUUUUCAACGAGGGUGCACGCUGUUUCCGGAUGAUACGACGAUGGAAUGACGACAAUUGCGCUGAGAGAAAACGUUUCUUAUGUGAAGGAGAAGGGGGUGAGUGA
Lytechinus variegatus (green sea urchin) is the source of this 665-nucleotide messenger RNA. RefSeq names its product C-type lectin domain family 4 member G-like. The coding region runs from base 228 to 665 and encodes 145 amino acids. The record is from RefSeq and is a predicted model, not a curated record. Gene Ontology annotation, molecular function: carbohydrate binding. The transcript has 2 exons. Gene Ontology annotation, cellular component: external side of plasma membrane. Lineage: Eukaryota; Metazoa; Echinodermata; Echinoidea; Temnopleuroida; Toxopneustidae. Gene Ontology annotation, biological process: biological process involved in interspecies interaction between organisms.